This is a messenger RNA of Megalops cyprinoides (Indo-Pacific tarpon), 819 nucleotides long. RefSeq names its product caudal type homeobox 4 (gene cdx4). The record is from RefSeq and is a predicted model, not a curated record. NCBI's taxonomy places the organism in Eukaryota, Metazoa, Chordata, Actinopteri, Elopiformes, Megalopidae. Bases 1 to 819 code for a protein of 272 amino acids. Gene Ontology annotation, biological process: embryo development; cell differentiation; regulation of transcription by RNA polymerase II. Gene Ontology annotation, cellular component: nucleus. The transcript has 3 exons. Gene Ontology annotation, molecular function: RNA polymerase II transcription regulatory region sequence-specific DNA binding; DNA-binding transcription factor activity, RNA polymerase II-specific.
AUGUAUGUGGGAUAUAUUUUGGAUAAAGAAGGAAGCAUGUACCACCAAGGGCCCGUGAGACGCUCCAGCAUUAACCUACCACCGCAGAACUUUGUCUCAACUCCACAGUACUCCGAUUUUACCGGAUACCAUCAUGUGCCCAACAUGGAUACUCACGCGCAGUCUUCGGGGGCCUGGGGCUCUCCUUACGGAGCACCCAGGGAAGACUGGAGCGCGUAUGGACUCGGACCUCCGAACACUAUAUCUACGUCUAUGAGCAACUCGUCGCCCGGGCAAGUUUCCUACUGCUCCCCUGACUAUAACCCUAUGCAUGCACCCCAGGCACCGGCAGUAUUGCAACCACCUCCAGAGAAUGUUAGUGUGGCCCAGGUUUCCCCUGACAGAGAAAGACGCAAUUCUUACCAGUGGAUGAAUAAAACAGUCCAGUCGUCUUCCACAGGUAAAACGAGGACGAAGGAGAAGUACAGAGUGGUGUACACCGAUCACCAAAGACUGGAACUGGAGAAAGAGUUUCAUUACAAUCGCUACAUCACAAUCAGACGAAAGUCUGAAUUGGCGGUGAACCUCGGCCUAUCGGAGCGACAGGUGAAGAUAUGGUUUCAAAAUCGCAGAGCCAAGGAGCGGAAAUUAAUCAAAAAGAAGAUGGGUCAGUCCGACGGAAGUGGUGGCUCCGUGCACAGUGACCCGGGAUCUGUCAGCCCGCUACCAGUACCCGGGUCACUGAGUCCAGCGGAUAUUCACGGCUCUCUUUACCCGCCUGCUGGAAUGAACACCUUGCCGCCAAUUGGAAAUAUACAGCAAGUGACGGUUACUCAGUGA